CGAUGAAUAGUAGGUCUGUCUUGCCGCAGCACUGUCUCCCACCCCAGAAAAGCUGCAGGCACAGACAGCCAGGCUGAAGAGCCCAGAGCCCACGCAAACUACAGGCACUCCGGGUGGAAAGUAGCCAGAAAGCAGCAAGAUGGAGUCAGACCGAGGAACCAUCCACCUUCAACAGGGGCACUCCAUCUCCCGAGGGCACCAGCCUCUCAAUCUGAACCAUUAUGCCACCAAGAAGAGCGUGGCAGAGAGCAUGUUGGAUGUGGCGCUCUUCAUGUCCAAUGCCACGCGGCUGAAAGUGGUGCUGGAGCAGGGGCCAUCCUCGCAGUACUACGCCACCCUCAUAGCCCUCAUCAGUGUCUCUCUGCUCCUGCAAGUUGUCAUUGGCAUUCUUCUCGUGGUCAUUGCCAGGCUGAACCUGAAUGAGGUAGGGAACCAGUGGCGUCUAAAUCAGCUCAACAAUGCUGCCACCUCCUUGGUCUUCACUACCGUGGUCAUCAACAUUUUUAUCACCGCUUUCGGGGCACACAAGACAGGCUCCAUGGUUGCCAGGACCUCCAGUAAUCCUGUUUAAUCCCUACCUAGGUCCCAGGAACUGAGCCUGAAAGGGCCUCAGCCUUUGGCCCUGACCUGUCGGGCUAACUAGCACCUUCCACAGACUCCAGGAGAGUUUCGGGGGCAAGGAAGAUGCCCCUGCUUCCCGCCUGCAGCGCCUGAACCGAGUUGUGCUGUUCUACUGGGUGAUGUGAUUGCAUCUUGGUCUGGAGGCCUGAGCUCAGCGUCUGCAGCGGCCACCCUGUCCUCCAGCACCAGUAACUGGGUCUGCUCAGGCAGUCCACACGGCCUGCAGACUCUGGUUCUACUGCAUUCCUCCCCUCUGCUCCAAGCCUCAAUUUUCCCUUCCCUAUCUAUAAAGAUGUCUGAAAAGCCACCAAAUUAGUCUUGCUGUCUCCAGUCAUGUGGGCUCUGAGCCAGGCUGGUGUGUGGAUGCCCUCGUCAUCUGUGCCCUGGAAGGGGCUAUGCCAUCCUGGUGUGUGGAUGCCCUCGUCAUCUGU
Messenger RNA from Chionomys nivalis (European snow vole), 1052 nucleotides. It is a transcript of the gene Ninj2, whose product is annotated as ninjurin 2. Gene Ontology annotation, cellular component: membrane. The transcript has 4 exons. NCBI's taxonomy places the organism in Eukaryota, Metazoa, Chordata, Mammalia, Rodentia, Cricetidae. Gene Ontology annotation, biological process: tissue regeneration; cell adhesion. The record is from RefSeq and is a predicted model, not a curated record. Bases 140 to 571 code for a protein of 143 amino acids.